This is a messenger RNA of Rhincodon typus (whale shark), 1678 nucleotides long. It is a transcript of the gene ofcc1, whose product is annotated as orofacial cleft 1 candidate 1. The transcript has 11 exons. Bases 1 to 1515 code for a protein of 504 amino acids. Gene Ontology annotation, cellular component: perinuclear region of cytoplasm. NCBI's taxonomy places the organism in Eukaryota, Metazoa, Chordata, Chondrichthyes, Orectolobiformes, Rhincodontidae. The record is from RefSeq and is a predicted model, not a curated record.
AUGACCAUAGAAUCAUUGAAUGGCAAGAUAUUAAAGCUUCCCAAAUCUCUUCUUGGGCAGAAGGAGUAUGUAGUGGAACUCCAGCUACCUCUACACUUUGUCAACUUGCCUGAAUGUUCUUAUGCCCUUGGGAAGAAUGAGACCAAUGAGAACACACUGGACAACAACUCAGGCCUGAAGGAACCGGCAACAAGCAAUGGUUUUCGUACGGAUGGGAAAGAAAAAGCAAAUUUGAACCUUAAAGCUCAGGAUUCCUGUGGAAGUAACAUUGACUGUGAGGAGAAAUUUAAUGAGUUGACCGCAGCAAAUGAUGAGAAUGGAAUGUUCUUCCAGGCUAUUCAUCAUAAUCGGCUUGAAUUCCAUACCAAAGCUAAGUGUCAGAAUCCUGUUGAGAAAGACAGAUUUCCACAGGUGCCCCCAUACCUGGAGGAUCAGGAUCAAUACCGAUUCUCUGUCUUGUCAGAUGCUUCCCCUGACAAAGCAAUGGAAACUCUUGCUAUGCGCACUUUAUUUUUGGGUAAGAUGUUCCUGGAAGAAUUCGGAAUUUCAUGCUGGUGCUCGUCAGAGGUCUUGCUCGUUACACUGUUCAUAACUUUGAACUGGUUUCUGCACCACUACUGCAGCCAGUGGAUCUAUCUCCAGGCGAAUGGUGUCCCUGUCAACAAGUUCAAUUUUUAUCCACACACAGUCGAACUCUGCUACCAGAAUUCUCUGCUGCACACUUGGGAGGAGUUGACCAUUGUAGCCCUGGGACCUCUGACCUUGAAUGUGGCUAUGCUUGUUAUGGCUAUGAUCAGAUGGCUCUGUCAUAUAUUAUUUGGCUCAUUCCCGUCCUUCUUGUCAAGGUUUAUCAUGGCAAUGGGAAUUUGGACAGUGCUUGACCCUCUGGCAAUAUUUAUAGUAGAUGGCAUCCUGGGGCGCCUGGCUUACAGCACAGAUAGUCCAAUAGCAGACGCAGCCAAGCUUUACUGGCUGUUUUACAGAGUGCAACAUUCUGGGAUCCCUGGCAUACUUAUUACAGUCAUCUUGUAUAUUGUGAUGUUCGUUAGCUCCCUUGCAAUACUGUGUUUCUAUAUCUUAAGGCUGCACAAUAGAGGGAGGCUUCUAGAUGUCUUCUACCGACUGCACAGCGCUGAGGGGAGAUUUUUUGUUCCUCUGGAUUUGGAGCUGUCAAAUCAAGAGCUGAACUACAUCAUCAAAAAGGCGGAGCAAUGGAGGGCGAUCAAUGGUGAAAGAAGGAAGGUGGCAGUGUACGACUACAUCUGGAAUGAUGAGCACAUCACACACCCGUCCUGUAGCUGUGCAUUGCAGGAGUGCAAUCAAACCCCUGGAUCAGAAGCUGGCUGCGGAGAGAUCACCACUCACGUGUCUAUCUACAUCAUAUACCUCAGUGGCUUGCAAGAGCUGUACAGGCAUUUCCUUCGGCUGCCUGAUGGUGCCAUUGUUGAGAAUACAAGCCAUGUUAAUGUGAGUGCUCCCUGGCUAGGAAUGGACAUCCUAAUGGAGGAAUCUUGAACUAGGCGAUGCAAUUUCAAACUAAAGGGCCUUUCAUUUAAAGGAAGGAGGAAUGUCUUCUGUCACAGCGUUAUCAAUGUUUGGAAUUCUCAUCCCCGUUGAGAAGUGGGGGCUGCAUCAUUGAAUCUAUACAAGACUAAGUUAGACAAAUUAUUGAUUGAAA